This is a messenger RNA of Clunio marinus, 402 nucleotides long. NCBI's taxonomy places the organism in Eukaryota, Metazoa, Arthropoda, Insecta, Diptera, Chironomidae. The record is from the annotation of a GenBank genome assembly.
AUGAAUGGCGUCAUAGCAGCAGCAGCAGCAGCACUGAGUUAUGUAAGACGAGCAGAAAAAGAAAGAGAAAAAUUAAAAUUAAAAUUAAUUCCAUUCAUUUGGCACAGGAGUUUUAAUUUCCUUCAACUACUCGUCUUUUGUUAUAGAAAAUAUCAUUCAGCUAAGACAACGAAGGUUCAUUUUCUGCUCAAGCUUAGUCAUAAUCGAUUAAUGUUGCGAAAAAAUAAAAAAGAGAAGCACAGAUGUGACAUCGUUUGCAGUCUUAAUGAAAUCAAAUGUUCAACGAAUGUUCGACAGACUCGAACUUGCUUUGCUUUUGUUAUUAAACUAAACGAUUCCCAGGUUAAAAAUGAUGGAGAAAAAAGUAACAGAGUUAAGAGCAAAUGUGAAAUAUCAUGGUAG